AUGUCUGCCACUCCCUCCGGCAUGUCUACGCUCUCCCGCCGCGCCCGAGAGUGCGCGAAACCUCCGGAAUCUCCGCUAUGGCACGUGUACGCGGACCAAUGGCACCCCUCCUCCAAUCCGGGGGGAUAUGUUAAUGUCGGCGUGGCGGAGAACAGCCUCAUGCAUGCUGAACUGGAGGCAUACAUCCAAAAAAGCACCCGUGUCCAGCAAACAGCGUUCACCUACGGUGACGGGCCUCUCGGGUCCAAGAGGCUUCGAAAGGCGGUGGCUCGAUUCCUCAAUCGCCGGCUGCAUCCUGUCCUUCCACUCGAGAUGGAGCAUGUUGUCGUCACGAACGGCGUGUCCCAUUCGAUUGAGCAUACGUCUUGGGCGUUCUGUAACCCGGGGGACGGCUUCCUCCUCGGCCGCCCAUACUACCGCGCGUUCAUUCCGGACAUCGCGCUCCGACCCGGCGUCGAGGUUCUCACAGUCUCAUUUGGCUCGGUAGACCCUAUGAGCGUGGACGCCGUUGGUAAGUACGAAGAUACUAUUCUCGCAGCGAGAGAGCGGGGCAUUCGUGCAAAGGCUCUCAUGCUGUGCUCGCCUCAUAACCCGCUCGGGAGAUGUUACUCUCGCGAAGUCCUUAUCGCCUAUAUGCGUCUGUGUCAAAAAUAUCAGAUUCACCUGGUCAGUGACGAGAUAUAUGCCUUUUCCACUUGGGAGAAUCGUCACGAUUCGUCUCCGGCACCCGUCGAGUUUAUAUCGGUCCUGUCCAUCCCCUCGGAGGGCAUCAUUGAUCCUCACCUCCUCCAUGUCCUAUGGGGCAUGAGCAAAGACUUUGGCGCCAAUGGUCUGCGUGUUGGCUAUAUCAUUUCCCAGCACAACGAAGCUUUUCGUGAGGCUUUACUGGAGGUCGCAAUCUAUUCCUACGCGUCGUCCAUCUCCGAGCACAUUGCGGCCAACAUGCUCGAAGACGAUGUCUGGGUGGAUAACUAUAUCCAAAUGAACCAAGACCGCCUGGCCGAGUCAUACAGCUUUGUUGUCGAGUUUCUCACCAAGCAUCAUAUCCCAUACACCCCCGGUGCGAACGCCGCCUUUUUCCUCUGGGUGGACCUUGGUAAGGCAUACCUGGCACAACACCCUGAACGACGGCCGAAUGCUGGUGGCCCGCAGAUUGACGAUAGAGUGAGCGCCAAGAUCAUGCAAAUGCUUAUGAAGAACAGGGUGUUCUUAGGCGGUGGCGCGGUCUUUGGAGCAGAGGCCCCAGGCCUAUUUCGCGUCGUGUUUAGCCAUCCACGACCGUACAUAGAAGAGGCGCUCCACAGGAUUGCAAAAGCGAUGGGGGAGCUCGGUGCCGAAUGA
This is a messenger RNA of Fonsecaea erecta, 1341 nucleotides long. RefSeq lists its product as hypothetical. Lineage: Eukaryota; Fungi; Ascomycota; Eurotiomycetes; Chaetothyriales; Herpotrichiellaceae. The transcript has a single exon. Gene Ontology annotation, biological process: biosynthetic process; amino acid metabolic process. Gene Ontology annotation, molecular function: pyridoxal phosphate binding; transaminase activity. The record is from RefSeq and is a predicted model, not a curated record. The coding region runs from base 1 to 1341 and encodes 446 amino acids.